CGCCCCGUGGCUGUUCCUCCGCUGAGGCGGGGCGGAGGUAGCCAUGGCGGCUGUCAGCGAUGUGCAGCGGCUACAGGCCCGGGUGGAGGAGCUGGAGCGCUGGGUGUACGGGUCUGGCGGGCCGCGUGGCUCGCGGAAGGUGGCUGAUGGCCUGGUCAAGGUACAGGUGGCUUUGGGGAACAUUGCCAGCAAGAGGGAGAGGGUGAAGAUUCUGUACAAAAAGAUUGAAGACCUGAUCAAAUAUCUGGAUCCUGAGUACAUUGACCGCAUUGCCAUACCUGAUGCCUCUAAGCUGCAGUUCAUCUUAGCAGAGGAGCAGUUUAUCUUAUCCCAGAUUGCGCUCCUGGAACAGGUGGAGGCUUUGGUGCCCAUGCUGGACAGCGCUCACAUCAAAGCCGUUCCUGAGCAUGCCGCCCGCCUGCAGCGCUUGGCCCAGAUCCACAUCCAGCAGCAGGACCAGUGUGUGGAGAUCACUGAGGAGUCCAAGGCUCUCCUGGAGGAAUACAACAAGACUACGAUGCUUCUCUCCAAGCAAUUUGUGCAGUGGGAUGAGCUACUUUGCCAGCUAGAGGCCGCCAAGCAAGUGAAGCCAGCAGAGGAAUGAUGGUUGCUCCUCAACCCACAGUGGGCCGGGACAGCCAGUGUCCAGGGCCUGUGCUAACCUGCCUUUGUAACAGGGCAGAGGCAGGUCUGUAUUUAUUGGAGUCACAGCCUACUUGCCCGUAUUCAGGAACUCUGAGAUCAGAAGUCUGGCUACUUGAGAUUUGCUAUUUGCAUCCCCUCCCCACAUCAGUGUCCUAUUCCAGUGACAAUAAACUAUAGAAAUCA
This is a messenger RNA of Hyaena hyaena (striped hyena), 828 nucleotides long. It is a transcript of the gene DCTN3, whose product is annotated as dynactin subunit 3. The record is from RefSeq and is a predicted model, not a curated record. Gene Ontology annotation, cellular component: dynactin complex. Bases 44 to 604 code for a protein of 186 amino acids. Lineage: Eukaryota; Metazoa; Chordata; Mammalia; Carnivora; Hyaenidae. Gene Ontology annotation, biological process: cytoskeleton-dependent cytokinesis. The transcript is spliced from 7 exons.